GGAAGGGACCAGUUGGGACUAGAAGGGACCAAAAAGGACCAGUUGGGACCAGAAGGGACCACCUGGAACAGGGAAGUGACCAGUUGGGACUAGAAGGGACCAAAAAGGACCAGUUGGGACCAGAAGGGACCACCUGGAACAGGGAAGUGACCAGUUGUGACCAGAAGGGACCACCUGGAACAGGGAAGGGACCAGUUGGGACUAGAAGGGACCAACUGGAACAGGGAAGGGACCAGCUGGGACCAGAAAGGACCAGCUUGAACAGGGAAGGGACCAGUUGGGACCGGAAGGGACCAACUGGAACAGGGAAGGGACCAGCUGGGACCAGAAAGGACCAGCUUGAACAGGGAAGGGACCAGUUGGGACCGGAAGGGACCAGUUGGAACGGGGAAGGGACCAGUUGGAACGGGGAAGGGACCAGUUGGAACCAGCGGGGACUAGCGAAGACCCUGCUGGGUUUCGUGAGAGAAGACCCCACGGCUUCCAUCCGGCUGAAGCAGAGGCCGGCUCUGCAGUGCCUGAAUGAGUUCUGCAGGCUGGGCUGCGUCUGCCUCAGUCUGUCUCACUGCUUCAGAGCCAGCCACUGCGGCCGCCCCGCCUGCAUGCUGGGCUGCAGCUGCCUUAAGCAGAAGGUGGUAAUCCUCAGGAACAUGGACAGCUCUGCGUCUGACUCCGCCUCCUCACCUUCUAAAACCAAGAAGAAGAAGAAGAGGGUGAUAAUGAAGAUGGCGUACGUCCUGAAGGAGGCCGACACGGCUGCUAGUCCUGCGGAGCAGAUCCGGACCCUGUGGAGGAGGAAUGCCCACGGCCCCGAUUCAGAGCCCGUCCACAUGCCUGAUGUGGCCCCCGUCCUGCGUCCAGUGGUGAGAAGGAAGCGUCCCAGCAGCUGUGCCAGAGUCCGAGGCUUCUUGGGAAGGAAGCAGAAGGAGGGAUCCAGGAAGCUGACAUUAACCAGGCAUGAAGCUCCUAAACUCCCCAGACAUGGACAGCAGAGCAGCACUGAUGUGGACCCCCCCAGACCCUGUUCUGACGCAGACCCGGCACCUGGCUCUGACCCCCCCAGCCCGUCGGAGGAGCGGCACCCCAAACCCUCGAAGCGUCUCCUCAUAGUGGCUGACUGCAAGUGGGGGGGCGACUCUGAGCGCAGCUACGUGUUGAAGAAGCUGUGUGAGGCCAUGGCUCUGGACAAUCUGGACAGACCUUUCUGGAUCAGAAAGUACCUCAUCACUCCAGUCGAUCAGACGGUGGAUGACAGCAGUGGGAACCGGUGCAUCCAGUACAAGGUCCACAUUUCCACCCCCUUAGUGAAGGAACAAGCUCCGCCCACAGGAAAUCCAGGCUCACAUGGAGGAGAGCAGGCAGUCAGAGCAGCAGCUGAACAUGGACAGGAGGGCAGCGAUGGGAGCACUGGUUCUGAUCCGGACAAGAAAUCAGGAUUUCCCCAGAAGAAUGAGGAGCCUCCUGCAGACAGGAAUACUAAUCAGACUUUGACUGAGACUGUGGAGGACUGGCAGUGGGAGGUGACGGAGGAGGAGGAGAUCCCAAUGGAAGAGGAAGAGGGACCCAUGGAAGAUUGGCAGGAGGAAAUAACGGAAGAUGACUUACUGGAGGAUGUAGGAGACUUCAGACAUUCCCCGAUUAGAGAGGAGCUAAGAACUGAAGGCACAGCAGAAUUAAACCAAGUAAAGGAGGUGGAAUCAGCGGUGCCUUUACUGACCAGAGUUCCUCCCAAUGGCUUCCUGUUGGCUAAAAAGAAACAGCCAGGAGGAUCAGAUGAAGUGAUACAGGUGAACGGGAAGCCGUACCCUUUUGCAAAGAUCCAGCUAGGCAGGAUGGGGGCGCUCCAUCCAGCCAAUCGGCUGGCAGCUUAUCUAACGGGUCGGGUCAGGUCUCAGACGCAGCGACAACCUUCAUCACUGUCCUGCAGACCUCAGAGUACCCCCUCAGUGACCUCUUCAGCUGUCUGUGCGCCACCUGCUCCCACAGCCAGGAUCCAAACGCAGCCUACCGCGAGCAGCCCCUCUGCAGGUCCUCCUAAUGUGCUUCACUUGCUGGCUCCUCUGCCUCCAUGCAUUCGGUUACCAGGCCCAAAGGUGGUUCCAGAGCCGGCCCAGCCGUCAUCAGGGAUCCGGUACUAUCGUAGGCCUGAUGGAUCAUUGGUCCAACUGAUUCCCAUCAACAGAUCAACCAUUCAGGGAGAGUCCCCCCGGCCCGCCCCAUCUGUUUCUUGGUCUCAGCAGAGCUCCUUUCCUACUAAAGUCGUCCCGGCCAACCGUCUCCAGGACCCCAUCAUUCUCCAGCUCCCUUUCCUGCCCCCCACUAAACCAGUGGCUCCUGAAGGUGGCCUCCUACAGACCCAGGGCCAGACCCCUCGAGUUCUCCCAGUGCAGUCCCCGGUGUAUCAGCAGGCUGACAUGGUGGACCGAUCAGACAUGGUAGCUGAGGACAUGACCGUCCAAAAGCAAGGUGUUUCAGACCAGCUGAGCAUCCAUACACCUGCCGAGUGCGCUCGUACCCGGGGGGACCCACGCCCAAGGCCCAUGCCUGAUGGCUACAGCUCUGAGCAGGACUGUGUGUCUGACCCAGAAGACUUGGACAUUGUGUGUGUCGAACAGAUGGAAGUGGUGGAUCUCUUGUCUAGCAGCGAGACGGAUAACUCUUCAGACUUCGGAGACUCUGAGGCUGAAGACGAGAGGGGGCUGGCUGCAGAUAAACAGCCCAGUCUGCCCCGCCUGUUCUGCACUGCUACUAAUUUCAUCCUAUCCACUGCUAACUCCAUCCUGUCCGCUGCUAACGCCAUCCUGUCCACUGCUAAUGCCAGCCUGUGUAAAAACAGCCUGUCCAAUGCUAAUGCCAUCCUGUCCUGUGCUGACGCCAUCCUGUCCUUUGCUGACUCCAUCCUGUACUUUGCUAACGCCAGACU
This is a messenger RNA of Cyprinodon variegatus (sheepshead minnow), 2923 nucleotides long. RefSeq lists its product as uncharacterized. The transcript is spliced from 11 exons. The annotation marks the transcript as partial. The record is from RefSeq and is a predicted model, not a curated record. Lineage: Eukaryota; Metazoa; Chordata; Actinopteri; Cyprinodontiformes; Cyprinodontidae.